Erinaceus europaeus (western European hedgehog) is the source of this 3808-nucleotide messenger RNA. RefSeq names its product synaptojanin 2 (gene SYNJ2). Gene Ontology annotation, molecular function: phosphatidylinositol-4,5-bisphosphate 5-phosphatase activity; nucleic acid binding. Gene Ontology annotation, biological process: brain development; synaptic vesicle endocytosis; phosphatidylinositol dephosphorylation. The transcript is spliced from 21 exons. Gene Ontology annotation, cellular component: perinuclear region of cytoplasm; presynapse. The coding region runs from base 67 to 3474 and encodes 1135 amino acids. NCBI's taxonomy places the organism in Eukaryota, Metazoa, Chordata, Mammalia, Eulipotyphla, Erinaceidae. The record is from RefSeq and is a predicted model, not a curated record.
GUGGGCUCCCAUCAUCUGAGACUCAGCAGAGGCCUGGAAGCUAACGCACCUGCCUUUGACAGGCACAUGGUCCUCCUGAAGGAGCACUACGGGAGGCAGGUGGUGGUCAACCUCCUGGGCAGCAGGGGCGGGGAGGACGUGCUCAACAGGACCUUCAAGAAGCUGCUCUGGGCCUCCUGCCACGCCCAGGACACGCCUAUGAUCAACCUUGACGUCCGCCAACUGGCCAGGGGCGGGGAGCUCGCCAAGCUGGACGGGCUGCUGUGGCCUCAGCUUCAGCUGCACUGGGACCACCUGGGCAUCUUCACACAGGGCCCACGCCUCAGCCCCCGCUUUCAGGGAGGCACUGUGCGCGUGAACUGUCUCGACUGUCUGGACCGCACCAACCUAGUGCAGACCUUUGUCGCCCUCGAGGUCCUGCCACUUCAGCUGUGCAGCCUGGGGCUGGACUCCAAACCGGCCUCAGAGCGCUUCGCUGAGGCCUUUCGUGCCAUGUGGUCACUCAACGGGCACAGCCUCAGCAAGAUGUUCACAGGCAGCCGUGCCCUGGAGGGCAAGGCCAAGGUGGGGAAGCUGAAGGACGGGGCCCGUGCUGUGUCCCGGAGCCUGCAGUCCACCUUCCCUGAUGGGGUGAAGCAGGAGGCCCUACGGCUGCUGCUGGGAGACGCGUGUGUGGAGGAGGCGGCCGAGAGGGGAUGUGCACUUCCUGACAAUCUCGGCCUGCUGGUGACACCCCGCAUCCUGAGAGCCCUGUGGCAGCGCCAGGCGGAGUUCACGCGCCUCAGGCAGGCGCACGUGGCCGUGGGCACCUGGAACGUGAACGGGGGCAAGCAGUUCCGCAGCCACCUGCUGGGCACGACCGAGCUGGCCCACUGGCUCCUGGAUGCCCCGCAGCUGGCUGGGGGCUUGGACUCGCCCGAUGACAGCAGCCCUGCUGACAUCUUUGCAGUGGGUUUUGAAGAGAUGGUGGAGCUGAGCGCAGGGAAUAUUGUUAACGCCAGCACCACCAACAGGAAGAUGUGGGGCGAGCAGCUGCAGAAAGCUGUCUCCCGCUCGCAUCGAUACAUUCUCUUGACUUCAGCACAGCUGGUGGGCAUCUGUCUGUUCAUCUUUGUGCGUCCGUACCACGUCCCCUUUAUCAGGGAGGUGGCCGUGGACACGGUGAAGACGGGGCUGGGCGGCAAGGCCGGCAACAAGGGUGCCGUAGGCAUCCGCUUCCGCUUCCACAGCACCAGCUUCUGCUUCAUCUGCAGCCACCUGACGGCUGGCCAGUCCCAGGUGAAGGAGAGGAACGAGGACUACAGGGAGAUCACGCAGAAGCUCAGCUUCCCCAUGGGCCGGGGUGUCUUCUCUCACGAUUACGUGUUCUGGUGCGGGGACUUCAACUACCGCAUCGACCUCACCUACGAGGAAGUGUUCUACUUCGUCAAGCGCCAGGACUGGAAGAGGCUGCUUGAGUUCGACCAGCUGCAGCUGCAGAAGGCGAGCGGGAAGAUUUUCCAGGACUUCCACGAAGGCACCAUCAACUUCGGCCCCACUUACAAGUAUGACAUCGGCUCUGCCGCCUACGACACGAGUGACAAGUGCCGCACCCCCGCCUGGACCGACAGGGUCCUGUGGUGGAGGAAGCGCCAGCCUGCGGACAGGACAGGCACAGAGCUGAACCGCCUGGACAGCGAGUCAGAAAAGGGCACUUCAGCCUGGUCCCCAGGAACACUCAAGUACUACGGCCGUGCUGAGCUGCAGGCCUCAGACCACAGACCUGUGCUGGCCGUUGUGGAAGUGGACGUGCAGGAAGUGGACCCCAGUGCUCGAGACCAAGUGUUCCAGGAAGUGUCCUCUUUCCAGGGGCCUCUGGACGCCACCGUGGUCGUCCAACUGCAGUCGCCCACGGCCGAAGAGGCGGCCGAGUUCCCCGAGGACGUGCGUGAGGAGCUGAUGCAGACCCUGGAGGGCCAUGGCGUCAUUGUCCUCGUCAGGAUCAACCGAGGACAGAUGCUGGUGACCUUUGAGGACAGUUACUCAGCCCUCAGUGUCCUCGACAUGGACAGCAUGAAGGUGAAAGGCCGGGAGGUGAGGAUCCACCCCAGGACCGGGGACUGGCUACAGGGGCUGCAGGAGUCUCUGAGCCACAAGCGAGCGGGAGGGGCGCCCGUGUCGCCCACCGCCAACUCCUGCCUGCUAGAUGAGAGCUUCGACAUCUCCACGCUGGACUACGAGAGUGAAGGAGACAUCCUGGAAGAUGACGAGGACUACCUAGUGGGGGGGCCUGUGGUCUCUGAUGGCGAGCUGGGUCGGGAAGAGCUUCCCGAUGGCCCCUGCCCCACAGCUCCAGCACCCCCCAGCAGGUCACCUGCCCUGGGCAAGAAGCAGCAGCAGCCCACCUACAAAGCUGGCCUGGUGGUGAAGAAGUCGGCAUCUGACAUUUCCAUCUCCUCGGGCUUCCAGGGGCAGUACUCCAUCCUGCAGAUGGCCCGGCUCCUGCCAGGAGCGCCCCAGCAGGCGCCCAAAGCGCGGACGGGCAUCAGCAAACCGUACAAUGUGAAGCAGCUGAAGACCAGCAACGCCCAGGAGGCCGAGGCCGCCAUCCGCUGUCUGCUGGGAGCCAGGGCAGGUACCCCAGGAGAAGACCUCAGUGCCACAGCGCUCCGAGACCCAGGCUCCUCCAAACCAGGACCCCCAGCCGGGGCAGCCCCACUCCCUCCCCGUCGGUCUGCACCCAGAGUCCCUGCCAUCAAGAAGCCGACCUUGAGGCGGACGGGGAAGCUUGAGUCACCAGAGGAGCCACUGGGGACACAGACUGUCCACUUCACCCUCGGGCCCCCAGAGAGCAGCUCGGACACCCCGCCUCUGGCCAGCGUCCCUCCCGUGCCCAGACCGAGGACACUGCUCCCGGGGAAAGGCCCCGUGAGGAGGCUCAGCAUCGGGGGGAUCCUCCCUGGGGCCACAUCACCCACCUUGGAGGACCCGCCUCUUGUGCCCCAGGCCCCCCCCAGGAGGAAGAAGUCUGCCCCGGCUGCCUUCCACCUGCAGGUUCUGCAGAGCAGCCCCCAGGCCCUCCAGGGCCCCCGAGACCGUGUCCAGGCCCCCCCACCGAAUGGGGGCACCCUCCUCCUGCCGCUGGCCUGCCCUGGCCUGUCCUCAGCCCCCAGCCCCACAACCAGUCGCCGCCAGGAGCAGAAAUCAGGAGCAGCCUCUCUUCCAGGAGACAGCCAGGAGCCCUUCCGGAACCUUCUUAGCCACCCCGACCUGCUGACUGAUGCCUGGCUCUCCCAGAGCUCAGUGUGCUUGGAUUCAGGGAGCAGGAACCCCCGAAGGGCACACACAGCCUCCCUGCAGGGAGGGGGAGGCAUCCCCACCACCCGGGACCCCCGAUGGGAGCAGAAGCCACGAGACCCAGGUCCCUGGGUGACCCUCAGUGACCAGGACCAGCGGACGGUGCUGGAGACCUUUGACCCACUGGCCAAGACGUGACCCGGGACCGAGGCCAUCUGCUCCCUCCCAGGACGUGUGCCACUUCCCCGCGGUGGCACUGUCACCGGAGAAGAGUCCCGGGGGACCUCGGACCUUGCCCCAAGAGACAUCCCUAGAGGCUCACUGAGAAACUCUCGCGCUCCCGGCGCCUGUGUCUCUGCUCCAACAAGACUGUUCCCAAGCGGCCUGGGCUUGUGUGCGUCACGUAUUCCCGGGUGCGAGGAGGGGUCACUUUGUUUGGGUCCUGGCCAUAAUGCUGGGGGUGGGGGUCUCACCGACUGCUGACACCUCAGACACUUUGUUCUGCUGAAUUUUAAACAGCUGUUUAGGGGUG